Drosophila suzukii is the source of this 1561-nucleotide messenger RNA. It is a transcript of the gene ND-49, whose product is annotated as NADH dehydrogenase (ubiquinone) 49 kDa subunit. Gene Ontology annotation, biological process: mitochondrial electron transport, NADH to ubiquinone. The record is from RefSeq and is a predicted model, not a curated record. NCBI's taxonomy places the organism in Eukaryota, Metazoa, Arthropoda, Insecta, Diptera, Drosophilidae. Gene Ontology annotation, molecular function: quinone binding; NAD binding; oxidoreductase activity, acting on NAD(P)H.
GGAAAUAUCGGUUGCUUCCAACGUUUUGGUUGUAUUAGCCUACUGAAACGCUAAUUUAAAAACAUUAAAAGAAAAACUUGGCUGUCAGCAUGGCGUUUGCCAAUAUUUCGAGGCGAUUCCUUGUUCCGGGGGUGUCCCACUUGAGGCUGCGGACUCAAUUUGUUCCAGCAGGCUCGACAGCGCUAAGUGGGCAUGAAAGUCGCCGCGGAGCUGCAAAAUGGUAUCCAGACCCUGAGUUCAUGAAGCAGUUUAGCGGCCCAGUGAUGUAUCCAGAUGAGGUGACAUCGCUCUGGAAAGUGCCCCCAUGGAACAGCAAGGUGACGCCUGUCGAGAAGUCUGUGCGUAACUUAACUCUAAACUUCGGCCCCCAACAUCCCGCGGCCCAUGGAGUCUUGCGUCUAGUGCUGGAGCUGGAUGGAGAGACUGUGAUGCGUGCCGAUCCGCACAUCGGACUGCUGCACCGCGGCACUGAGAAGCUCAUCGAGUACAAAACGUACACCCAAGCAUUGCCCUAUUUCGACCGGCUAGAUUACGUAUCCAUGAUGUGCAACGAACAGUGCUAUUCUCUGGCUGUGGAAAAGCUUCUCAACAUCGAGGUGCCCCUCCGAGCGAAGUAUAUUCGAACUCUGUUUGCCGAGAUCACUCGAAUUCUAAACCAUAUAAUGGCUGUCGGAACACACGCCUUGGACGUUGGUGCUCUAACGCCUUUUUUUUGGUUGUUCGAGGAGCGGGAGAAAAUGAUGGAAUUCUAUGAGCGAGUUUCUGGUGCCCGAAUGCAUGCUGCCUACAUCCGUCCUGGUGGCGUGUCUUUGGACCUGCCUCUUGGCCUAAUGGACGAUAUCUAUGAGUUUGCAUCAAAGUUUGCCGAGCGUUUAGACGAAGUGGAGGAUGUAUUGACCACGAACCGAAUCUGGGUGCAGCGAACCGAGGACAUUGGUAUUGUAACGGCAGAGGAAGCUCUGAACUACGGUUUUAGCGGCGUCAUGUUGCGGGGCUCCGGUAUAAAGUGGGAUCUCCGCAAACAACAGCCGUACGAUGCGUACCAUCUGGUAGACUUCGAUGUGCCCAUCGGCACCAAGGGCGACUGUUAUGACCGAUAUCUUUGCCGCGUAGAGGAGAUGCGCCAGUCGCUGCGAAUAAUUGAUCAGUGCCUAAAUCAAAUGCCUGCUGGAGAAAUCAAAACGGACGAUGCUAAGGUAGCACCCCCCUCUCGAUCCGAAAUGAAGACGUCUAUGGAGGCUCUUAUCCACCACUUCAAGUUAUUUACCCAAGGCUAUCAAGUUCCUCCCGGAGCAACGUACACAGCAAUUGAAGCUCCAAAGGGCGAAUUUGGUGUUUACCUUAUAUCAGAUGGAUCGAGCCGUCCAUAUCGCUGUAAAAUCAAAGCCCCGGGAUUCGCCCACUUGGCAGCUUUAGAGAAGAUUGGAAAGCAGCACAUGCUUGCCGACGUCGUUGCCAUUAUUGGUACUUUGGAUGUAGUAUUUGGGGAGAUAGAUCGAUAAUUUUUUUUCUUAAGGAUGUGCCCUAAUAGAAAUGCUAAUAAAUAUUAAAAUCAUUGAUA